AGCAUUCGCUACUCCCACCGACCAGCCAUGAUUAAGUUCGCCGUUCUGUCCGUGUUGGUGGCCGCUGCUGCUGCCAGCGGAGGAGGUGCCCAGAGCAGUGUCCACGUGUCAACCUUUUCUCCGUACUCCAGCAAUUCAUAUGGCUCCCACGUAAACCACGGACACUAUGUUCCCGGCGGCUACGGCGGCCACGGCCGGUACGUCGGCGGCUACGGCCAGAUCUACGCCCAGGGACAGGGCAUCGGGCUCAGCCAGGGCGGUGGAUACGGCGGUGGAUACGGCGGAUACGGGCAACAAGGAUACGGACACGGCGGACUCAGCGGAUACCAGUACGGAUACAGCGCCGACGUCGGAAACGGAUACGGACAGGGCGCCAUCGGAGGUGGUGGAAUCUACGGUGGAUACGGCGGAAUCCGCGGUGGAUAUAGCGGAAUCGGUGGAAUCCGCGGUGGAUACGGCGGAAUCGGUGGAAUCCGCGGUGGAUACGGUGGAAUCCGCGGUGGAUAUGGCGGAAUCGGUGGAAUCCGCGGUGGAUACGGCGGAAUCGGUGGAAUCCGCGGUGGAUAUGGUGGAAUCGGUGGAAUCAGCCGCUUGGGGCAGAUUGGCGGUGGAAUCGGUGGAAUUUACGGCGGUUAUGGACAUUUCUAAAAGCUCUCGAUCGCCUCUUUGGAUGAUGUGCCGAUAAGACGUCAGAUUUGAUUUUCGCUGUUCUUUCAGUCAUCCCAUGAAAGGUCUUUUUGUUCCUAAACGUGACUGUAACAAUACUGUCUUUCAGGGGUAUGACAAUACAAUUCCUAAGCUGAAUCAGAA
Molecule: messenger RNA, 810 nt
Organism: Amphibalanus amphitrite
Lineage: Eukaryota; Metazoa; Arthropoda; Thecostraca; Balanomorpha; Balanidae
Product: ctenidin-1-like
Exons: 4
Coding region: 28-648 (206 amino acids)
Source: RefSeq, a predicted model, not a curated record